This is a messenger RNA of Armigeres subalbatus, 9249 nucleotides long. RefSeq names its product synapsin (gene Syn). The record is from RefSeq and is a predicted model, not a curated record. Gene Ontology annotation, molecular function: ATP binding. Gene Ontology annotation, biological process: neurotransmitter secretion. The transcript is spliced from 12 exons. Lineage: Eukaryota; Metazoa; Arthropoda; Insecta; Diptera; Culicidae. Bases 1091 to 2728 code for a protein of 545 amino acids. Gene Ontology annotation, cellular component: synaptic vesicle; synaptic vesicle membrane.
GUAAUUGUGUGCGUUAGUGACCAUAUCACAGAAGAUUGUGUUGAACAUGAGCAUUUCCGUGUCUAAACUCCUGGGAAUACGUUUCGUGCAUCUAAUACAGUGAUGGUCACUUAGUCAUGUCAAAGAUUGGACAAGAAGACAGCAUAUUGGAUACCCUGUUCAGUCUUCCAGCGUUACCAGUUCAAUCGGCGAGACAUGAUAUAUCCUAGAUAUCAGCUCUGCCCACAUCGUCAAUAUUUUGACUUACUCAAUUUAAGAUCAUUAACUAGCAGAAUAUAAGGAUUCAGAUAGUCAAAUUGGAAAUUGGCGCGAAAGUGAUUGUGAACCAGUGAUUUCCCGACAAGUGAAAAAUAUUUUAGCAGUGCAAACAAAAGUGCAAAAUAAUCAAGGAUCAACUCUGAAAAAACAGUUCAGCGUCGUGGCGUAUUUACGGGGUGAAAGCCAAUCUUCAACUUAAGGGUGAAUUAGUUGUAGAAACUAUCUAGAAUUCAAAGUUUUUGUUAACUUUGUUCGUCUUAUUUUCCCUUGUCACACGUGUAAUCAUCUCAUCUUCCGGAAAACCUUGACCCGUCAGAUCUAUUGGCUUGAUACCGAACGCAUAGAACCCAUUUUGUGUUAUACCAAGUAAAUAACGACCUCAAUAGUUUACCCUCAUCACGCUGUCUCCUCACUGAGAUUGAUAAUAAAGUAAUAUUAACAAACAGUAAGAGACACCUGCAAUAGCUACCACAACAUUGUAGUUGAACGAUACGAAAAAUCGAUUAAAUUCAAAGUAAAGCGAACGAGUAGCGAUACCUAAACACAAGCAACUACUCGCCCGGAGCGUAGGGUAGUUGACUACAAACUUUUCUUCUCGUUCAAUAUUAGCGCCAUAUCUGACGCAGGGUGCGGGCGAAUCUGCGCCCCGCCAAAGCAGGAUCCACAAGCCGGCACACUGUCUUUCGCAAGCUUCAAGAGUAGCUUUACCAGCAAUGUUAAUUUCCUGAAGCGGCGAUUCAGCUCGGGAGACUUGUCUUCUGAGUGUGAUGAUGUCGAUCCCAAAGAUUUACCACCAGCAGCACGUCCACAACCCCCUCUACAGCAGCAGCCAAUGCCCGGAGGACCACCAAAUAUUCCCCCGCCACCGGCACCCGGUUCGGCCGUCUCACCAGGACCGGUUCCUGGAUCAGCGCCACCCACCGGAGGGCCCGAACUGUCACUAAGUUUUGGCAAGGGACCCCAACGAGGAACUAGUGCACCCUCCAGCCCGGCCAAAUCACGCGAGAGUUUGCUGCAGCGUGUGCAGAGCUUAACCGGUGCGGCACGUGAUCAGGGUGCUUCAAUUAUUGGAGCAGCCGUAUCCAGCGCAGCAAGAGUGCAGCCAUUCAACAAGGACAAAUGCUUCACACUCCUAGUGCUAGACGAUCAGAACACUGAUUGGUCCAAAUACUUUCGUGGCAAACGCCUGCACGGUGACUACGAUAUACGGGUAGAGCAGGCCGAGUUCAGAGAAAUCUCUCUUACGGCCAACGCCGACGCUGGUCCCCUGGUGUCGUUCAACCGUGGCAGCUCCAAACAGCCCAAGUCAUAUCGGCCGGACUUCAUCUUAGUGCGCCAGGCACCCCGUGAUGGGGCAAAGGAUUAUCGCUCAACGCUGCUAGGUUUGAAGUAUGGCGGAGUGCCAAGCAUCAAUUCGUUACAUUCGUUGUACCAAUUCCAGGACAAACCAUGGGUAUUUGCCCAUCUACUGCAGCUGCAGCGUCGGCUCGGAAAGGAAGCGUUUCCCCUGGUGGAGCAGACAUUCUUCCCCAAUCCGCGUGAUAUGCUCGCCUGGCAGCGAUUCCCGUGUGUUCUGAAAGCCGGUCACUGCCACGGUGGCAAAGCUACGGCAAAGCUCGACAACCCUGGUGCACUACAGGAUGCCGCCGGACUGCUGUACGGCACUGGUCUCUCCGACAGCACCUCCUAUUGCAGCCUGGAACCAUACGUUGAUGCCAAGUUCGAUAUCCACAUCCAGAAAAUUGGCGCCAACUAUAAGGCAUUCAUGAGAAAAUCGAUUUCUGGAAAUUGGAAAACCAAUCAGGGGUCCGCAAUGCUGGAACAAAUUCCGAUGACAGAGAAGUACAAGGCGUGGAUCGACGAGGUUUCAGAACUGUUCGGUGGCAUGGAAGUGUGCGGCAUAGCAGUGAUCGUUUCCAAGGAAGGCAAGGAGUUUAUCAUAAGCGCAUCGGAUUCCACUUUCCCUUUGAUGGGCGACACUCAGGAAGAGGAUCGCCGACAUAUUGCUGAUCUAGUCGUUGGGCGUAUGCAGAACGUGUGUCGCCCAUCAAUGUUGACAAAGGCCACUUCACGCACAUCGAUCUCAUCCCGCGGUGGUAGCCCAACGGAGGAAAUGCCUCCGGUUCCGAUUGGAACAAGGCCAGCUCCGGUAGGAGGUGGUCCGCCGCCAAUACCCGAACGUACAACACCAGGUGUUGGAUCAAUCGGCCGGCACGGUAGCAUCAGCAGCCAGUCUGGUGAGCUUCCGGAUCAGCCUUUGGAAAAGGUGCCAACGUUGAAUAGCUUGGGACGACGUGACUCACAAGCUUCUCAAUCCAGCUCCGUCUCGGGAGUUUCUUCCGCUUCGGCUGCUCGCUCCGGCGUAAGCAAAGUUACGACCAUUCCUGGGCAACCAACGGUGUCCGACGAGGCCGAAGAUACAAUGAAGAAUCUCCGUAAAACAUUUGCCGGAAUAUUUGGUGAUAUGUAGGAUUUAGCUAAAAAGAAGAAACCACAACGCGGAGGUGAUAGCACGACCGGCAGUGCAACCGGCAGUAUACUAAGCACCCGUGAAAAUUCAGUCGAUACAGUAAUUCAGCGCCCUAUCGGGACAUCAUCCACAGCCGAGAAAGACCCAUUGGUGUGCAAUGGCACGGCCGGUCAGCUGCAGAAUAUAACAUCUUUUAAUAGUAAUGUAAAUAGCAGCAGUAACAACAAUAGAAUAGACAGUGUUUCUUCUUUUGAUAAAAAUUCUACAUUGAAUAAUCAUGCCUCCGCAACUGAAUCAUUUAGAACGGAAACGUCGAGUGCACAAGAAACGAAGCGUAUGGCAUACGAUCCUACAAUAAACGAGAGGAUCAAUCCAUUCGAUAAGGAUAAAAUAGCAGCUAGCCGAGCAGCGACAGCCGCUCCAACAACAUGCUCUUCGUUCUCUGGUAGUACUUUUACCAAUGCGACAACAAUUGGCGCUCCUGGUGGAUACAAUACCAACGCCACAGCGACAACAUUGUCUUCGUCAUCGUUAAGCCAACCACCAGCAGCGACUACAUCAGCAUCUUCUUCCUCUUAUUCCAGUACUUCUAUCAUAACCUCUAGCAAUAAGGGAGAUGAUAACGUGAAAGAUCGUUACAACACACAGCAAGGUAUCAGGGAUCAAUCACAAACAGGUCGCAUCGAGCCGCAGUCGAACGCUACUGCAAACCCGGCUGAUACAUCGACCACAUCAUCAUACUCCAGCGAAACCAAGAAACAGGAAUUUGGACGCACAAAAAGAUCAUCAUCGGAUGCGGAAUUAAUAUUUGGUGAUAAGGGACUAGACUUCUACAAGCCUCGCUUCAGCACUGCCGGUACAGGACGUGACUUCAAGCAAAGCAGCGAUUCAGUCACCGACGCGGAGCUUAUCUUUGGUACUAGCGCUGUUAGUGGUCCACCAUCGGCAUCAUCCACGACUGGCGGCAGCGCACCUUCAACAGCUUUCAAUCGUUACUCUUCGUACGGAAGUCGCGACAGUUCCAGCUUCAACAGUAGUGUGUCCGAUUCCGAUUACAUCUAUGCUAAAAAGGAAGAACGCAAUACCUUCGCCAAGAGUCUAUCGGUGUCCUCGGAAAAGGCUGAUGUUGACGUGACUGAACGGUUCCGCAGUGUUCCCAAACCGUACGAACCUCCCAAGAGCGCGACCUCCUUGAGUAGCUCUGGUAGCGGUAAGUGGAGUAACAAGUACGAUGAAGAGGAUUUCGACUUGAAAUGAGUAAUGUAAAACAAGUCGCGCCAAAACUUUAGCAAUUAUUUUCAUGGUACCUGUAUCGUUUGUUUUAAUCAUUACGAACAAAAUUAAUGCUUACCGUUUGUUAUUUAAGGCUACAUGAUAAUGAGCGUGCUUGAUACUCAUAUGCGGAUGUCAGAACUGUAUUUAAAAAAAAAACUAAUCUGGCAACAAAACUUGGAUAAAUGGUCAACUAAGUUAUAAGUUGUAAGAGCUAAUAUUCAACAUUACUGCAUUACCUAUUAUAUGACAUGUAAACUUAACUGUUGAGCAAAGAACAAAAUCGGCCUCUGAUGUUUCCUGGUUUCAUAGCUUAAUUCACAAACGUUCUCUGACAUUGUUUGACGAAUGAAGAUAUUCCAGGGUCGUCAAGAAGAUAUCAGAAAUUAAUGCCGGUCAGUAUACUGCAAAGUACACAAAUAUUGCGAAAAAGACAAUAUUUAUUUAGAAAAUAUUAUGUCCGUGAACAACAAGUAACAUGCAGGCUGUUGUUUGUACAGCACUGUGGGGGAACUUUGUUGUAUACAGUAUCAGAAGUGCUCAUAGACAAACAGAGAUAACAUGAGGAACAUUCACAGAUGAAAAUCGUCAUUACGCAAACACUAACGACAUGUGUAGUUUACAUCGACUUGGGCAAAGGUCGAUUGGCAAUGUAUCGAUUAUGUAUUUGAAAUACCGGGUGAAUCAGUUAACGGUGAAAUAUUCUUAAGUAAUUAUGUCAAGAAUAGAACACUACACGAACAAUCUUUAUCUAUUUGUCGCUGCAUAGAAAUUAGAAAACAACAUGGCCACUAAGUGUCAAAAUUGACAUUUACUAGUCUUCUUGUUUUCUAACUUUUAUGAAGAACGAAAGAGGAAGAAACUCGUACGUGCAGUACCCUAUGGAAGGUUAAAAAGCAAGUAUUCAAAUAUCAAAAUCCAAAUGAUCUGUUUGUCUGUGAUCAAAGUAAUCCUUGCAAACACUUUUACUUGAACUUGCCAAGAUUGCUAAUGCUUGAUGCGUGUAGCGUUGAAAAGGCUUGUGCAUGUCUCCAUUUGAAACAUCGUCCUUACGAUUGCAUUCGUGUGAACACGAAGGCUGAAAACGCUACCUGGAGAUUCAGCCUAAAUGAAACAAUAAAGGUAGUAAACUGUAGAAAAGAUUGCUGCUGUUAUUCUUUUGUUCUAAUUCUUAAAAAAAAAUGUAUUGACGUGUUUAGAUCCCAGCCUAUCUUCUUCCGCAGAAGAUGUUCCGUUAGUGAUGACAGCGCCAAUCUUUCUCUAUAGUUAGUUACCUAUAAUCAUGAGACAGAUGGCAUCUCCAUUGGAAUAAAAAGCAUUGCCUACUGAUUUCUUAUCACAUGUAUGUCUAUUUUUUAUUAAUGUACGAUGAAUAUGCAUAUCAUUGUUUAUGUUAAAUUGUAGAUUGUUUUUUAUCGACACCUUGGCUGAUGUUGAACUCAAUCUACUGCGACUAAAAACUUAACCAUUUAAUCAUAGUAACCCUAUAAAAGUAUUACAAUUGUUGCUUAACUGUUCAAAUCUAUUAAAUUAUUCAAACUUUUAUUGAUAAACGAGCAUUUACUAAAUUAAAACAAUUUAAUAGCUAUGCCAUUAUACAGCAAUACACAAAUUCGAAUACUUGUUGAUUUGAGUACAAUAGUUUUCUUAUUCUAAUUACAAAUAUCAGAUAAUAUGCGUUAUCUCAUAAUAAAUAAAGAUAUUCCAGAAAACCGACAGCCCAGUAAGCUAUUUUUUCAUCAGUACCUAAAAGUAUAAAUUAUCACCAGAAAUGAUCUAUCCAAGAUGUGAUUAAGCGGCUUACGUCAAGGUAUUUUAUUCAAAUUAUUUAGUGCAUCAAAUUAAAUUCAUAUUCACAAAUUAUCAAUGUGGAAUCAAAGACAAACAAACAUAACACAUUCAACAUUCACUCAUCAAAUUCAUCGUCGAAGAAACACUGUUGUUUUAACUAAGUUGGGCAAAUCACGAACCAGAUGGCAAUACUGAGCAAACAUCAAAGUCGAGCAAAUCCGAUGCGCACGCCAUAAUUGAUUGAUUGGCCAACUUAUGAUUAUUUAAAUUGAUCAGUAAAUCAGGCGACGAUAAAUUUACAAGUGUUAUGUCUGUUUGUCUUUUAUUAUUAUCAUUGUCUGUGGGUGUUUGGUAACAAAUUGAUGAUUGGCUCUUGGUUCAACGGCUAAACAUGUGAAUGUUAGAAGAGUAGACGAGAGGGAACGAAUUAUGAAGAUAAUGAGGGACAUCAACGACUGAAUUACAAGCAGUGGAUUUAUAUGACACAAAACAUCUAACGCGGAAUGAAAAAUAUGAAGUUUAAAGAAGAAAAUGGAAGAAAAAGCAUUAAGAAACAAAAAUAAGGAAGUCAGAAAAAUAAGGAAGCAAAAUUUAGAACUAAAAAGAAACAUGAAAGAAUAAGGAAGAAGGAAUGAAGAAACGAGGAUUGCCGUUCUAGGCAUAAUUGUCCCAUGUUACUUUCGAUAAAAAAAACUAGCGUCAAUUUGUCCCACUAGUUUCAGAAUCGAUUGGAUUUGAAAAUUUUAUCAAUGUUUUUAAAUGAUUUCAGCGUAGGCUACACUUUUCCAGAAGAGAAAACAGAUUACUACUUAUGUAAACGGUUUUUAGACUCCAUUAUCAUCAAAUGACUAUUUCAUUUUUUCAGUGGGACAAAACGACUCGAGUUUGGAUUUUUUCAUCAAAGGUAACAUGGGACAAUUAUGCGUAGAAGGGCAGUGUAAUAAGGGAAAAAAUAAGAAUGAAGAAAUAAGAAGAAAAGAAGAUAAGGGAUCAAAUAUUAAACCCGGGAAAGGUACUACCCUGUUCUACUUAAGAAAUUUUAGUAUUCGGCCAAACAAACCGUAAUCCGAACUUAUAUAGAUACCUGCAGUUGAGUGAUUCAAAUUUUGCCAUUUUCACUUUCCGGUGCUUAAACGAUUGCAUUUACCGUUUUAAUAACCCUCUCAGUUGUUUAGCUAAUUUGGAUGUAAUUUGAUUGUGCACACGUCAUUCGAAAUUUGUAUGAAAAUUACAGUACAAAUUGCAACUUUUGCAAUUUACUCUCACGCUCUCUUAUAUAUAGGAGAGCGUGAGAGUAAAUCGUCGAUUUCCCCUCUUGGGAAAAAAUGUUGCAAAAGGCAGUUUUUUUUUUAACUAAAGCGAAAUACAACCAAAUGAAGAAUCUACCGGAUAUAAUUAUGUCUUCGCAAUUUGAUGAUAUAGUUUUGAAACAAAAAUACUUCCCCCAUCCAGCUGGAGACUGCUUUUUCUCCUCGGUGGGUGGUUUUAUUGCUGGGGGGUGGUACGAGCACGUGGCUGUCUUUCUCGUCAAUGACUGGAUGACGGUAAUUUGAGCCUUAAAUAACUAGCAUCAAAUCGUUUCGCAACAAAGACGGUCUAUUUCCUUUCUAAAUUUCCUAUGCUACCAAUGUAUCUUUUUAUAUAUUUUCAGAGCUUAAUGGAAAGCGUUGCGAAAUGCUACUGUUUUUUAUACAAUCUUCAAACUGCGUAUGCUAACUCAAAUUUCAACCAAGUAAAACUUCAGGUUGAGUAUUAAAAUAGCAAAUGUCAUGUAAAAAAGGGCAGUAAAAAAGUCGAAAUAUGAAUCACUCUAAACCUACAGCAUGUGUCUUUCUAAUGAGCUACUGAAGAUCAUGUCCCAUACUCCCAUACCGACUGCAUACACCUUUUUUCGAGUGAAAGGCAUUUUUGUUGAGGUCGAAAUAUGUGUCUGUCAAAGUUACAAUCGAGUUGAUUUUAAUAAAAUUGUAUCAAUUCAUCCUGUAAAGAGGUGAAUACUUACUCACUCAAAUAACUGAAUAUGCUUAUAAUUUGAUGCUUUACUUGUCUAUCUGCGGUACUAAAAAAGCUCAUCAUUUGUCUUACAUCAUUUACAUACAUUAAUUGCGAAGGAUUUUAGACAGUCAUCGUCUAAAAUUGUGUUGUUUCAAAGACAAAAAAAAAACUGCACUGAUAUUCACACCUCACAGCUAGAAACAGUAGUUAAUUGCACGAACUAAUUUAGUGAUAUUAUAUUGAACAUUGAAAUCAACCAGUGAAGAGUAAUUCUCUAGUAAAAAGGCAAUGUUGUAGCACGAUCUGAUAUGGUCAAUGGUCGGUGAAUAUCAAAUCAAUUAACUGAGAACAUUUGAAUAAUUAUAAUACCAUAUACACUAUUAUUACUAAAUGUUGUUAGAGUAUUAUAUUACAGUUGACGAGUUUGAAUUGAUGAGCUUAAAUCUUAUUGAAGAUAUUGUUUUCCUUUAAAAGCUACCUAGUAUCCAAAACAAUUGGCAGAAUUAUAAAAUUGGCAAAUAUCACGAGCACGUAUUCAAAGGGAUGAAAAUUGCAAUGAUUCAAAAAAUCGGAAAACAACGUAAAGCUACCAAUCAAUUCAAUCUCAAUUAAAAGCAUUAAAUAUCGUAUGAUGACAAUAUUAAUAAGAUAGUUGAUAUUUACAUAUUCAAUAAUUGAGAGUCCUAAGACAGACGUGUUAUUGGAGAUUAUUAUCUAUCCUCAGCACUUCGGUGCGUCUCUAUUAUCAGCUACUGCAAUUUCACGCAUCUUCACUCUACUCGUAAAAAUCAACUCAUCCAAUACUCAUUUUCACCAUCAGUGGUAAAUCGGUAAUAGUACGUUAUAAACCUGACCCUUUUAGCCGAAAUAUUGUUAUCUAUCGUGAUGCAAAUCUGUUCAAAGACCCUAUGAAAAACAAGUUAGUGUCGAUCGUCAAAUGUGCACAAACUACCAUCAACCAGCAUCCCCCUAUCUUCUUAAAAACUGUUAGUGUCGUAAUAGUCACCACCGAACUCCAACUCUAUGUUUUACCUGUUUUAACAAACCAAAAUGGAAUCAACAACGAAAUUAUGCGCAUGGGAAAAUGCGAAAUAUGCUACCCCCUUGUUGGACUGGGUUCGACCGAUACAGCCAAUUUACACCAUCUUCAGGAAUCUCUCCACCACAACUGUUCCAUCAAAAUAAUGGAAAUAAUACGCUAGUAAAACAUAUAUAGAAAUACUGUUGUAAGUGUCAUAAAAAUAAGCAAAAAAAAACAAACAAAUAAGAAUAAAACCGUAAAUUAUGUUAUUGAACAAUAAAUGUGUGUACAACCAGCUAUCUUAAAUUACAAAUGGGAAUAUGAAAGUAGGUAUUGAACAAACAACAAUAACAUGACGGAAAUUACCGCAAAUACGGUGCAAGGCUAACAACAAACCAAAACUGCAAAUGCGACAUCAUAAAUAAAUUGAGUUCAAAAAUUA